GAGGGAGGUGGAAACAGUGUUCGGGCUCCGGUGGCUGAUGCCCGAUGCACAGGUCGGAGACUCGCGGCUAUCGAGCUCCAGUGAUUUUUGCCUCAAGCGCAACAGAGACACGCAACGCCGGAAGGGAAGAGAUAGGAACGGCAAUCGAGCUCCAGUGAUUGAUUCCCGUCGCCUCAGGUGAUCAACGUUUGGCCCCAGAUGAAUUCUUCUUCCUCUUUUCCCUGUAGUCCUGCUCUGGGAGCGUUGGUGCGAUGUCUGAUAACAGCUGGAUAAAAGUCAGAUUCUCUUAAUUAAGGUUCGAAGAUGCCGGAAAACUUGAUGAAUGGAAUGUGGAAACCCACCCCCUGUACUUGUCGAUCUCAGUGUGUUGAAAUAUGGAGGAUUGAACGGCCUUGAUUCUUCCACUAAUCCAUACGAUACGUUUUUGGGUGAUGAGCUUUAUGUGCUUAUAAAUGCGAUGCGCAGCGAUAAAGCCCUUCUUCUCAAAUCUUCAUACACCACCGUCACUCGCUUGACAGAACAAGGUCUUAUCUGCCCGCUCACCUCUUUACAAUGCGGAACCGUGUUGCAGUCACUCACCAAUACCAAAUCCUACGGAAAGUGCCUGCAACUUCAUGCCCACAUGAUCACUUGCGGUACUCUGGUACACAACACCUAUCUGAAUACCAAGAUCGCUGCCUGCUACGCUGGCUGCGGUCGCAUGGCUGAAGCUCAGGUAAUAUUCGACCAAAUUGUCUUUAAGAGUUCUUUUUUAUGGAAUUUCAUGAUUAGAGGUUAUUCCUGUAAUGGGAAUACCUUGAGGUCUCUUGUUCUGUAUCGUCAAAUGAUCAGUGUUGGACGAAAGCCAGAUAAUUUUACCUACCCAUAUGUUCUCAAAGCGUGCGGUGAUCUGCUGCUCAAUGAAAUCGGCAGAAAAAUUCAUGCAUUGGUGCUGAUUACAGGCUUGGCAUCUGAUAUUUAUGUAGGGAAUUCUCUGCUUUCAAUGUAUUCCAAAUUUGGGUAUGUGGCAACGGCAAGAAUGCUGUUUGAUAAUAUGCCUGUAAGGGAUUUAACAUCUUGGAACACUAUGAUAUCAGGUUAUGUGAAGAAUGGAAAAGCAAGAGAUGCGUUUAUAAUAUUUGAUCACAUGAAAAAUGCUGGAUUUCGUGGAGAUGAAACAACUUUACUUGCUCUCCUUAGUGGCUGUGGUGAUCUUACGAAUUUAAAAGUGGGAAAGGCUAUUCAUGGUUAUGUUGUUCGGAAUAGUGGUAAACUAUGCAGCAAGUUUCUAACGAAUUCCCUAAUUGACAUGUACAGCAAUUGUGAUUCAAUAUCUGAUGCAAGGAAGUUAUUUGAAAAAUUAAAAAUGAAGGAUAUUAUAUCAUGGAAUUCUUUGAUUUCAGGUUAUGAACGACAUGGAGAUGUUUUUGAAACCCUGCAACUUUUCUGUCAAAUGAUUAUGGAAAAUGAAGUUCCCGAUGAAGCAACUGUUAUUUCUAUGCUUGGUGCUUGUAAUCAACUCUCGGCAUUGCAAUUGGGAUCGUCUAUUCACUCAUAUAUUGUUAAAAAUGGUUUUGGUGCAAAUACUGCAGUCGGUACUGCUCUUCUUGACAUGUACACUAAAUGUGGAAGUUUGCCUAGUGCACGUCGUGCUUUUGAUGAGAUGCCUGAAAGAAAUCUGGCUUCUUGGACUGUUAUUGUUACAGGAUUUGGGAUUCAUGGGAGGGGAAAAGAGGCCAUCUCCAUGUUUUAUGAGAUGCUGGGAAAAAAUAUUAUUCCAGACGAAGGCAUGUUUACUUCCGUUUUAUCAGCAUGUAGUCAUUCUGGAUUAGUUGAUGAAGGUAAAGAAAUUUUCUACAAAAUGAUGAGGGAGUACAAUGUAGAACCUAAAGCAACUCAUUAUGCUUGUUUGGUGGAUCUUCUAGGGAGAGCAGGGAACUUAGAUGAGGCAUAUGCAAUCAUAAAUGAUAUGAAAGUGAAACCUAAUUAUGAUAUAUGGAAUUCCCUCUUGUCUGCUUGCAGAUUAUACCACAAUGUGAAGUUAGCCGAAAUCUCAGCUCAUAAGCUUUUUGAAAUGAACCCAAAAGGAGUAAGCAGUUAUGUUUGCCUUUCCAACAUAUAUGCUGCUGAGAGAAGAUGGAGUGAUGUUGAAAAAGUGAGGACACUGGUGAGAAGAAAGAGAUUAAGUAAACCGCCUGGUUACAGUUUGGUCGAGCUAAAUAACAUGGUUCAUCAAUUUUUUGCUGGAGAUAAAUCCCACCAACAAUCAGAAGAUAUUUAUACCAAAUUAAAGGACUUGAAUGGGCAACUUAAGAAUGUUGGUUACAAGCCUGACACAGAUUCAGUUCUCCAUGAUGUUGAGGAAGAAGUAAAGGAGAAGAUGCUUUGGGACCAUAGCGAGAGGUUGGCGCUUGCCUUUGCUCUUAUUAAUACUGAUCCAUCGACCACAAUCAGAAUAACGAAGAAUCUUCGUGUGUGUGGGGAUUGUCAUACAGUAAUGAAAAUGGUUUCUAAGCUCAUGAGUAGAGAAAUCAUCAUGCGAGAUAUUCGUAGGUUUCACCACUUUAGGGACGGAGCUUGUUCAUGCAGUGAUUAUUGGUGAGUUGAUGGCGGAGGUUAAUGAAAUUAUAGUUGAUUAAUCCCAAUGAUUUUAGCACUGUCAAUAGUUCAGACUUCAAAGUUUAGAGAAACUAUAGUUCAGACUUCAAAGUUGAUCUCAACAGCUAUUCGUUGUUCUUGUGUUCCAGAUCGAUUGGUGUGUAAAUUAGUUAGGAUCUUAUUCUCCUUGAGGGUUCAUCCAAUCCAAACUCUUUUAAUAUA
Messenger RNA from Neltuma alba, 2799 nucleotides. Its product is annotated as putative pentatricopeptide repeat-containing protein At3g11460, mitochondrial. Gene Ontology annotation, molecular function: RNA binding; zinc ion binding; protein binding. Bases 323 to 2581 code for a protein of 752 amino acids. The transcript has 4 exons. Gene Ontology annotation, biological process: RNA modification. The record is from RefSeq and is a predicted model, not a curated record. Lineage: Eukaryota; Viridiplantae; Streptophyta; Magnoliopsida; Fabales; Fabaceae.